Molecule: messenger RNA, 2379 nt
Organism: Girardinichthys multiradiatus
Lineage: Eukaryota; Metazoa; Chordata; Actinopteri; Cyprinodontiformes; Goodeidae
Gene: ehhadh
Product: enoyl-CoA, hydratase/3-hydroxyacyl CoA dehydrogenase
Exons: 7
Coding region: 80-2236 (718 amino acids)
Biological process (GO): fatty acid beta-oxidation
Cellular component (GO): peroxisome
Molecular function (GO): NAD+ binding; (3S)-3-hydroxyacyl-CoA dehydrogenase (NAD+) activity
Source: RefSeq, a predicted model, not a curated record
GUCCUGCUAACUGUUUCAAAGUUCAUUUGGUGAACAGGAAAAGAAGUUCAACAACAACACGAAGGACCUGUUGGACAUCAUGGCUUUUUACAGUCGAGUCUCAGGCUCUGUUGGCGUGAUUACUCUGCAGAAUCCUCCCGUCAAUGCACUGAGUGCAGCGGUGAGGCAAGGCAUUGUUCACACGAUGCACAGAGCUCUCAGUGAGCCAGAGGUGAAAUCUGUGGUAAUCUGUGGCCAGAAUGGAAAAUUCUGUGGAGGAGCAGACAUCAGGGAGUUCGGGGCCAACAUGAGAGGGCCUCCUCUGGUGCCAAUUAUCCAUUUGAUCGAGGCAGCAGAAAAACCGGUGGUGGCAGCCAUAGAAGGGGUCGCUUUAGGCGGAGGCCUCGAGUUAGCGCUCGGUUGUCACUAUCGUAUCGCGCACUCUAAGGCCAGACUUGGACUUCCAGAGGUGACUUUGGGUCUGCUGCCGGGUGCAGGAGGAACUCAGCGUCUGCCGAGACUCAUUGGUGUCCCAGCUGCCUUGGAGCUCAUCACCACAGGCCGCCAUGCGACUGCAGCUGAGGCUCUGCAGCUUGGAAUAGUGGAUGAGGUGACGGAUCACAGCACUGUGGAUGCAGCUGUGAAGUUUGCUCAAAGUGUGGCAGGUAAAUCUUUGGAUGCGCGUCGUAUCAGCACCUAUCCACGUCCACGCUCCCCUGAUUUGGCUGAGAUCUUUGAAAAAGCGAUGAAAGAGGUGCGACGGAGCGCCCGCGGAGCCAUAGCACCAGUUACUUGUGUCCAGGCAGUUCACGCUUCUGUCACCCUGCCCUACGCUAAGGGUAUGGAGCGGGAGAGGGAGCUGUUUUCCACACUCUUCACCUCAGGCCAGGCCCACGCUCUACAGUACUACUUCUUCGCCCAGAGAGCUGUCAGCAGGUGGAGCACGCCCAGCGGAGCCCGCUGGGACACCAGCAAGCCCAGGCCCGUGCGUAAAGCAGCUGUCAUCGGGCUUGGCACCAUGGGACGAGGUAUAAGUGUCUCCCUGGCCCAGGCCGGGUUGUCGGUGGUUGCCGUGGAGACCCAGGAGAAGCAGCUGUUGGAGGCAAAGCAGGCGGUGUCUGGCAUGUUAGAGAGGAGUGCCAAGAGACGAGGGGUGCCCCUGGCAGAUGAUAAAAUCAAAUACAACUGCAGCGUCCAGGCUGUGGCAGAUGUUGACCUAGUCAUUGAAGCUGUGUUUGAGGACAUGGCUCUGAAGAAAACCAUCUUUCAGCAGCUGUCGGGCAUAUGCAAACCUGGAACGCUCCUGUGCACAAACACCUCUGGACUGGACAUAGAUGAGCUGGCUUCUCAAACCCAGAGCCCAGAGCUGGUCGUUGGGAUGCACUUCUUUGCUCCAGCUCACGUCAUGAAGCUGUUGGAGGUGGUGUAUGGGCCACGUUCAUCUCCUGAAGCCUUGGCCACUGCCAUGGAGAUGGGAAAGAAGAUGGGAAAAGUGAGCGUCGCAGUUGGAAACUGCCGGGGUUUUGUAGGGAACCGUAUGCUGAAGCCUUACCUGGAGCAAGCCUUCUUCCUACUGGAAGAGGGAGCCACACCUGAGCAGGUGGAUCAGGUGCUGGAAGAGUUUGGGUUUGCUAUGGGUGUGUUCAAGGUGUCCGACCUCUCCGGGCUGGAUGUUGGCUGGAAAGUCAGGAAGGCAGAUGGUUUAGUUGUGCCUGGCUCUACAGGAAAGUCUGCUAGAAUACGAGGAGGCAGCAGGUACAGUCCUUUGGGAGACCUGCUCUGUGAGCAGGGAAGGUUUGGUCAGAAAACGGGCAGAGGAUGGUAUCAGUAUGACAAACCCGGUGGUCGUGUGGCUAAACCCGACCCUUGGCUGUACGGAUUUCUGGAGGAGUACCGAGCCCGGCAUGGCUUGGUGGCGCGCCGCAUAGAUCACCAGGAGAUGCUGGAGCGAUGCCUCUAUGCCAUGAUUAAUGAGGGUUUCCAAAUUCUCCAGGAUGGAAUAGCUGCAGGACCAGAAGACAUCGACGUCAUUUAUGUCCUCGGGUAUGGAUGGCCCCGCCACCGCGGGGGUCCCAUGUUCUACGCUGGCCUGGUGGGUCUUGACAAGGUUUUGAAGAGGCUGGAGCACUACCACCAGGUGUACCCUGAUAUUUUAGGUCUGAAGCCCUGCAGCCUGAUCAGGAAGCUGGCUGCCAGCAGUAGCCCACCGAUUCACAGAUGGAGGGAGUUCAUCCAGAAACCCCGUAGCCAGCUUUAAACAUCAGCUCACCUUUAAUGUGUGAGCAGAUUUUUCUAAUAAUGAACGCUAAUUAACCAAAUGAUUUAAAAUGUAUUUUGCACUCAAAUGUACCUUUUUAAUAAGCUCCAUUAAACUAUAUUAAAUUGCAUAAAUAAUUCUGA